Molecule: messenger RNA, 1387 nt
Organism: Camelina sativa (false flax)
Lineage: Eukaryota; Viridiplantae; Streptophyta; Magnoliopsida; Brassicales; Brassicaceae
Product: cardosin-F
Biological process (GO): proteolysis
Molecular function (GO): aspartic-type endopeptidase activity
Source: RefSeq, a predicted model, not a curated record
UUCUUCUUUUCAUUAUUCUUUUCUGUUUCUUCUCUGCUUCUCUCCAAUACUGUUAAGUCUUGGAAAAAAAAGAUGAGCUUUUCCUUAACAAAGAUGAAAACUUUCUUUUCUUUUCUCACUAUAUCAAUUUUGGUGAUAAAUCCAACAUGUGGUGGAUCACAAAUAUCGAAUGGCACCAUAAGUGUCGCACUGAAAAGAAUAAAAAUGAAUAGUGGCGGUAAUAGAAUCGAGGGUCUACGAAACUUUCACGACAUAAUAUUUUAUGGCGAUAUCAGUCUGGGAGAUCCAACUCAAACAUUCAAGGUCGUAUUCGACACUGGAAGUUCGGACUUGUGGGUUCCCUCUAAGGAGUGGCCUAAAUGUAGAUAUCCACGUGCCAGGUUUAAUGCCAAGGCAUCUAAAACAUACAUGGGGAGCGGAGGAAAUCUUGUAUCUCUUCAAUAUAAUGAACAUGAGGUAAAAGGUACUAUAGCCCGAGAAAAUGUUAUGGUUGGUGGUAUCAAACUAGAGCGUCAAGAUUUCAUAGAGGCGACCAAAUGUGAUUCGUUUUUUAAAGAUGUGGUGUUUGACGGCAUUAUGGGUUUAGGCUUUCCAUCUCUUGCUGUCACUGGUACUGUGACCGUGUGGGAAAAUAUGGUGAACAAAAAGUUGAUUAACAAACGUAUGUUUUCUAUAUGGCUGAGGUCAUACCAUGGAGAUGGAAAACAUGAUGAUCCAAAUGGUGGACAGAUCGUGUUUGGCGGAUUUGAUCCCCAACACUUCAAGGGCAAACAUACAUAUGUUCCAGUAGUGAAGAGUGGUGAACUGAGUUACUGGUUGAUAAAAAUGAGUAGGAUUAUAAUUGGCAAAACAGAAACCAAUCACUGUACCGCACAGUGCACAGUCAUAGUUGACUCCGGGAAUACAGAUAUUCUAGGUCCAGCGAUAACUAUCAAUGCGAUCAAUGAAGAAAUUGGAGUACACAAAACAGGAAGAAUUGCUUGCUCCAAGGUCGAUAAGUUGCCCACUGUCUCUUUCACUAUUGGAGGAAAGCGUUUUCCUCUCAGUCCAAGAGACUACAUAGCAGAAGAUAGUACGGGAGCUAGAACAGAAUGCUACAGUCGUUUCAUGGUAUCUAGUCGCUGGGUUUUGGGUGAAGCUUUCAUGCGGCCAUACCACACUGUUUUCGACUAUCAAGAUAUGAAAAAUCCAAAAGUCGGAUUCGCUAUAGCCGCAGCAUAGAGAAGAGAAAAAAACAAAAAAGAGAAGAGCCAAGUUCAGUAUAAUUUGGUUUGUUGUUCCCUUGAUAAAACUGGAGAUGAUGAUUAAGUUAUAUAUAGUUUAACAAUAUAUAAACAAUAUAUACUGUUGUUUUAGACACAAAAUGUAAGCACUAUUACCAAAAUGU